AUGAAGAAUAAUUCUGUGAAAUUUAAGCAUAAUGUGCCAAAAUCAUCAACUACAUCUGUGAUAUCUGAAUUUUCAUGUGAAGAAUCACCUAUGCCUAAUGCAUUUUAAUAUUAGAGCUUUACUCAUGCGUAAACAAUCUCAGCAAAAUUAAACAAAACAUCUAUUUACAAUUAGUAGAAUAUAAUCUUUAACACUCCAAGAUGUCUUGCAGUUCCAUUCAAAGAAAUUGAAAGAGACGAAGUUCUAUCGAAAACUCCCAUGAAUAAAGGAUAUUAAGUGAGUAAUAGGGUUGGAGCAGCCAAUCAUGAGCCUGUAACAUUUUCUGAUGCUCUAAUCAAAUAAUCUAAGUACACAGAGGAGAGUUUGAGGAAGAUAUCUAAGCUUGAGAAAUUUCUGGAGAAGUAGAAAAAAAGUCAUCAAAAGCCAUUGCACAUAUUAUCUAGUGAGGAGACUCCAAAAAAAUUAUAAGAUCAUAAUCAUAUUGAGGGUCUGGUCUUAAGGAAUGAGAAUUAACCGAAAUAAAAGAACUUGGAUCCAAAAGUGAAUAAAAAAUUUCAUUAAUUGAUGGAUGAAUUAAGAAUUAUUAGAAAAAAUAUUUAAUAUUUUUCUGCUUUUGAUGGUUCAUAUUCCCAAUGUAGACAAGAUCUCAAUAACUUUGUGGCCUUGAAAUAAUAAAAUGGUAUUUUGAUCAAUAAUGGGAAUCACCUAUCAAGAAUAGAACUCAUAAAUGACACAUUUAGAACUGAGAGGAUUUGCGAUUUGCCUGAACAUGAUUCAAAGUUUCUAUCAAUGUGUAUUUGUGAUAAGGAGUUUUCAGAUGAGAUGAUUAUCACAGGUACAGACAAGGGUAAUGUGAUGGGGUGGAACUAUUUUAAGAAUCAAGUCUAUCAUUAUUAUGGGUUGAAUAAUUAAUACAAUUGUAAUUUAUAAUAGCAUUCCUAACCAAUAUUCAUCACUCAAUCUAAGCAAAAUAUAUUUGUUGGCACUAAAAACAACGAAUUAUUAAUUCUAGAUGAAAGAAUGAAUGAAACUAAAUGCUUAUCACUUACUUUGUAAAAAAAUAAAAACAAGCAAUUUCUCAGGGCAAGCUCAAUUUAAUCUCCAAUGUUACCUAGAUUUGGAACAUCUAUAAUAGAAAGUCCAUUGGCAAAACCAUUAGAUCCAAACCUGUUCAAUGAAACUAACUUUUAAUUGGAUGAAGAAUUUGAUGAAAUAAAAGGGGAUAUGGAAGAAGAAUUUCCCACUUUUAAGUAAUUGGAUGAAUUAUGUUUGGAGGACACUUAGAUGAUCAAAUACAUUGAUGUGAAUGACUACAAUGUUUUGGUUACUAUGACUAAUGGUUUUAUUCAUUUGGAUAUUAGAAAUCCAAAGAUUGAACAAUUCAGCUACGAAUAAAUAACUCAUAGUUCAUUAAAAGCUUUAUUCACUCCCAGUAAUACUAAUAACAUUGUAUACUCAAGUUCAAGCUCUGAUGAAUGCUUGUUAUGGAAUUUGUAAAGAAAUGAGGUACUGUUCCAUAAGAAAUUGCAAAGUAACCCUUUGGAUAUGAUAAUUUCUAAGGAGACUAAGGAGAUCCUGUUCUUACAUUAGGAUAAGAAUGAUUCUUUGGUUAAAAUUUAUAAUAAUUCAUAAUCAAAGAUGAAAUAUAGUGAUGAAUUGUAUGCGCCUAAUUUUAAUAUGUAAAAGAUAGUGUUGGAUCAAUUAAAUCAGAGUCUGUAUGGAAUUGGACCAUAUUCAUUGAGAACGUGGAAUUACUUUUAGCAGAGGGAAAUAAAUUUGAUUUAAGAAGAAAUGAGACAUCAAUUGGAAUGUUUAUAUUGAUUUAACUUCUAAAAAAAGUUUGUUAAUUAUUAAAUAAUCUAUCAC
Molecule: messenger RNA, 1866 nt
Organism: Paramecium tetraurelia
Lineage: Eukaryota; Ciliophora; Oligohymenophorea; Peniculida; Parameciidae
Exons: 4
Molecular function (GO): protein binding
Source: RefSeq, a predicted model, not a curated record